Molecule: messenger RNA, 1311 nt
Organism: Clupea harengus (Atlantic herring)
Lineage: Eukaryota; Metazoa; Chordata; Actinopteri; Clupeiformes; Clupeidae
Gene: phyhd1
Product: phytanoyl-CoA dioxygenase domain containing 1
Exons: 12
Coding region: 234-1115 (293 amino acids)
Source: RefSeq, a predicted model, not a curated record
GUGCGACCUGUCAAGCACUUCAACGACAAGCUUUUGCUGGGUGAAAAAAAAUCGUGAUUUCCACUUAUGUGCAGCGACUAAAGGUUAAAGUACAAAAUCCCCCUAUUGCCUCUGAGGUUACAUUUUAAUCGAAUUUAACAAGUGUUGGAUCACACGCUGCUCUGGAUUGGUCCAGUUAAGGGAGAUACCCGGAUUUGGGGCGGACGGUGCGCUCUCCAGUGAAAGAAGUCGGUAUGGAUGUCUUAACAGACUCGGACGUGAAAAAGUACCAGGAUGAUGGCUACCUGGUCCUGGAGGGCUUCCUGACGGAGGCGGAGUGUGAUGCUCUGCGGGUGAGAAUGAAGGAUAUCGUGGAAGACAUGGACGUUCCACCACACUGCCGUAUACAGUUCUCCACCAAUCAGGAGGAGCAGCUCAAAUCCCAGAUGCAGGGAAGUGCUGACUAUUUCAUCACAAGUGGAGAUAAAAUCCGCUUCUUCUUCGAGAAAGGAGUGUUUGAUGACAAAGGUGAAUUUAUCGUCCCAAAAGAACGUUCCAUCAACAAGGUUGGCCAUGCCCUGCAUGCUUAUGAGCCGCUGUACAAAAGCAUCACCUAUUCAGACAAAGUUCAGGGUUUGGCAAAGAAGUUAGGGCUGGCGAGUCCCGUCAUCCUGCAGAGCAUGUACAUAUUCAAGCAACCAGGCAUUGGAGGAGAGGUGACGCCACACCAGGAUGCCACGUUCCUGUACACUGAGCCACUGGGCCGGGUCAUGGGUCUGUGGAUUGCUCUGGAGGACGCUACACUUGAGAAUGGCUGCCUGUGGUUUAUCCCGGGAUCACAUUCGACUGGCAUCAGCCGGAGGAUGGUACGGACUCCAAAAGGCACGUUUCCUCUGACUGAUUUUGUGGGGCGCGAGCAGGAGUAUGAGGACAAGCUGUUUGUUCCUGCACCCAUCAAGAAAGGUGGCUUAGUUGUGAUUCAUGGGGAGGUGGUGCACCGCAGUGCUCAGAACUGCUCCUCUGACUCGCGUCAUGUCUACACUUUCCACAUCAUGGAUUCUCAUGACACCCUCUGGAGCCCCGAGAACUGGUUACAGCCGACAGAGGAGCUGCCGUUCCCCUCACUCUACGCUUAAUGAUUCCCUAAUGACGUAACUGUUACAGCACACAACCUCAGUGCACUCGCUUUUCCAACCUCACAUCACCUUACCACUAACAAAAUGACACACAGACAACAGCAGGCUGCCUCACAGAGAGCCAUCGAACAGUUAUACUCAAUAGUAAUCCUCUGUGGAUUAUAAUGUGUGAAUAAAAGAUGCUUUGUUUGAGAAA